Messenger RNA from Lodderomyces oxycetoniae, 1026 nucleotides. Its product is annotated as trifunctional uridine nucleosidase/nicotinamide riboside hydrolase/nicotinic acid riboside hydrolase. Gene Ontology annotation, biological process: purine nucleoside catabolic process. Gene Ontology annotation, molecular function: purine nucleosidase activity. The coding region runs from base 1 to 1026 and encodes 341 amino acids. The record is from RefSeq and is a predicted model, not a curated record. Gene Ontology annotation, cellular component: cytosol. Lineage: Eukaryota; Fungi; Ascomycota; Pichiomycetes; Serinales; Debaryomycetaceae. The transcript has a single exon.
AUGACGUUACAAAAGAUCCCCAUUUGGCUAGACUGUGACCCAGGUAAUGAUGAUGCAUUUGCAAUUCUAUUGGCAGUGUUUGAUCCGAGAUUUCAACUACUUGGCAUCUCAACUGUUCAUGGAAAUGCCCCAUUGAAAUGUACAACACAUAAUACAGUGGCACUACUAGAUAUCCUCAACACUUUUCAUGUAAAAGUUUACGCGGGAGAAGAACUUCCUUUGUUAAAUGAACCCCGUUUCGCUCUUGAUAUUCAUGGGAAAACAGGUAUUGGCGGAGCUAAAUUACCUUUACAUACUAAAAACAAACCCGUAAAUAAACAAUCACUAUCAUAUCUUGAAGCUAUGUACAACACCAUUGUAUCUUUUCAAGAUCAAAUAUGCAUAGUUUGUACAGGAACUUUAACCAAUCUUGCCAAGUUGAUUUUGAAAUAUCCCAAGGUUUGCAAUAAGAUUAAAUAUGUUUCUAUAAUGGGAGGCAGUUUCGAUAUGGGCAAUGCUACACCUUUUGCUGAGUUCAACUUCCAUACUGAUCCUCAUGCUGUACAAAUUGUAUUGGAUAAUUUACAAGACAAAAUAAUCCUAACCCCAUUGAACCUAACUCAUAAAGUAAUUGCAAAUAAACAAGUGAGAAGUCAAAUAUACGACGAACUUGAUGAAAAGAAAGGUUCGUCAGUAAGGAAGAAUUUUCAUGACAUUUUGAUGUUUUUCAGUAAGACUUAUGCUGCGAAUGAUGAUGAAAUGUUUGAAGGACCUCCAUUGCAUGACCCUAUUGCUGUUUAUAGUCUAUUACCAUUAGUUCAUGAGAAUCCAAAAGAGUAUGGGUAUGUGUAUAUAAGAAGAAUGUUGAGAAUUGAACUUGAAGGUGAACAUUUAGGAGAAACCGUUGUAAUAAAUAAAGAUGUGCCUCACGAUAUCAUAGAAGAAGAAGGCAAUACUGGUGGCGUAUACAUUGGCAUGGAUUUGGAUAAACAGAAAUUCUGGAAAUCCAUUUUGGACGCAUUAAGAGCUGCAGACUUGAACAUGUAG